UAAAAUUUUGUUUCCAGGAUUUAAAGGAAGCUUCCCUGAGCAGGUUACAAAUUGCCGUGCAUCGAUCAUCCACCCCGACGCCAUCCCAUUCUAUCAAAAUUGCACUACUACGUCCACAUCCUUGAUCUGUCAGGUUUCUUCAGGCAGGCUUGCACAGCGUCACGGAGCGCUCAUUGAUGACUGAAAACUUCACUAUUCCCGCGACGACCGCCCUAAGAGAGAACCAUCACCUGAUGGCAGAUGCAACAAGAACAAACACUCACCAAGUGGAGACGGAUGGUUUGAGUCACCCAAACGUCACAAAGAAGGAUGAUAUCCCAGGCGCGGUUCCGGGGCCAUCUAAGCCAUGGGGAGAAGACUUCAUCAAGGAUGUUGUUAAUAAGACUGUGGACGAAGUCAUUAGGGAUUCAGACUAUUCUCACGAAGCGACAUCGAUAUGGGUGAACCAAAUUGUAGAGAUUGUUGUGCGCUCCCUUGUCAAGGUCGAUCGAGACAACAAAUAUAUUGUCACAUGCAUGGUCGUCCAAAAUUUGAAGCAAGGCAUGCGCUCCGCGACCUCAUGCUAUUGGAGUUCCCGAACAGAUAGCGGAUACUCACUGACAAACGAACGAAAUGGUAUGUACGUCAUCACCACAGUGUUCGUUUGUCAACCAUAAUAGUUUAAUCAGCAUGAGAGACAUAUGCUCGGUACACGGAGGUAGUAUUAACCCGCAAGCUGGGUCCAAGGUAUGGAUGCUAGCAGCCUGUCCGUUAUCGUGCACAAUUGCAAUCGAAGAGGCGCCAUUUGUAGUCCUUCAAAGUUAUCGCAAGUUCUAUAUCCUUGCUGUUCGUGGUCAACUAGAUCCACGUGAAAAUCGCUGCAACCUGUUCACAGGUUUUCGUCAUUGAAUAUGUCAUUUAAUGCUAUGUGCGACUUUCUUGCUCUACCAAAACCGGAACUUUUGCUGAGCUGUUGUAAACACUUCCAUUUGAACGUUUAACCUACU
Molecule: messenger RNA, 986 nt
Organism: Chondrus crispus (carragheen)
Lineage: Eukaryota; Rhodophyta; Florideophyceae; Gigartinales; Gigartinaceae
Product: Dynein light chain Tctex-type
Exons: 5
Coding region: 177-656 (159 amino acids)
Biological process (GO): microtubule-based movement
Cellular component (GO): cytoplasmic dynein complex; cytoplasm
Molecular function (GO): dynein intermediate chain binding
Source: RefSeq, a predicted model, not a curated record